AUGCGUUUCACCAACGUUCUUGUAGCAUUGGGCAGUGUUGCCAGUGUUGUCAGCGCGUUCCAAGGAGUCAGUGACAGCAGCAAUCUUGAAAUCGCCGACGACAAUGCCUAUUACGAUGCAGCAACCACACUAAUCCCUGUGCGACUCGAUGCGCGGGCUGAUAAAAAGGGAGGCAAGAAGGGACCCAAGAAGGGAGAUACCACUUCCAGCAGCAAGGCCAAGGCAGCCGUUGCAACGACCACUACCACCAGUCAGGCCAAGGUAGCCGUUGCAACGACCGCUACCACCAGCACGGCCAAGGCAGCCGUUGCAACGACCGCAACCACCACUAGCGAUGCAGCUACAGCCAGUGCCUGCGCCAUCAAAAGGUCCCGGAGGCUUCGGUUCAUGCCAAGGGCCUUUAACGAACUUGAAAAGUCCCCAAAACAGCCCGAAUCAGAUGGGUCUUACAACUUGUUGGAAAAUCAGUGGGUCCCUGCAUCGGCACUCAAGUCUGGCGAUAAGGUGGCCGUCACAGACAUUACCGGAUGCUCUGCCGUCUUUCUCUGGAAUAAGGACAAUCUGCCCUCCGUCUUCCACAUCUUUUGUGAGGCCGGCGCCAAAGAGGCGCCGAUUAUGGCCCAACGAGUGGGUGAUUUGGGCCUGAAGAACACGCCAGUCGCCGUCACCAUCGCAGCCAGGGACAAAGGCGAAGCAGACAUAAUCAAGAAGGCGGUUGAGGCCGAGUUUGGCCCAGACUGUGAUCCUGAUGGUAAAGGUCUGACGGAUGACGACUUCGAGAUCACGGUCUAUGACAACAGUACCCCUCAAGGCCGUCUUCCGACUGAGGCCUUCCGAUUCGACGCCGUGGCUGGAACCAGGAAAGUGACACAGAGCAAAGAGCCAAAGAAAUCUAAACAAUCUCGGUCAUUUGCAAGCUACUUUUAG
This is a messenger RNA of Diaporthe batatas, 927 nucleotides long. RefSeq lists its product as uncharacterized. The transcript is spliced from 2 exons. The coding region runs from base 1 to 927 and encodes 308 amino acids. NCBI's taxonomy places the organism in Eukaryota, Fungi, Ascomycota, Sordariomycetes, Diaporthales, Diaporthaceae. The record is from RefSeq and is a predicted model, not a curated record.